Molecule: messenger RNA, 423 nt
Organism: Orbilia oligospora ATCC 24927
Lineage: Eukaryota; Fungi; Ascomycota; Orbiliomycetes; Orbiliales; Orbiliaceae
Exons: 2
Coding region: 1-423 (140 amino acids)
Biological process (GO): mitochondrial respirasome assembly
Cellular component (GO): mitochondrion
Source: RefSeq, a predicted model, not a curated record
AUGCCUGCUCCCGAGGACCCCAAGAUGCCCUCCUCCUUCGAGGGCAAUGAAGAAUUCUACGAAACCUCAAGAACGACAAAACUUUUUCGCCGUAUAACGGAUGAACCACUUAUCCCCCUGGGCAUGGCCUUAACCUGCUGGGCUCUCUUCCGCGCCUCCCGUUCCAUCCGUGCCGGAAAUGAUAGGGACUAUACCAACAAGAUGUUCAGGCGCAGAAUUUACGCUCAGGGAUUUACGAUUGCGGCUAUGGUGGGCGGAAGCUAUUAUUAUGCGGACGAACAUCGUGCGCGUAAGAAUGUGGAGACUAAAGUGGCAGAGCAGAAGGCGAAGGAGAAGAAUAGAGCUUGGAUUAAAGAGUUAGAGGCUAGAGAGGGGGAGAGGUUGGAGUUGGAGAGGAUUGCAAGGGAGGAAGCGAAGAAGUGA